Molecule: messenger RNA, 860 nt
Organism: Mollisia scopiformis
Lineage: Eukaryota; Fungi; Ascomycota; Leotiomycetes; Helotiales; Mollisiaceae
Product: ribonuclease H1 small subunit
Exons: 3
Coding region: 274-732 (152 amino acids)
Biological process (GO): RNA catabolic process
Cellular component (GO): ribonuclease H2 complex
Source: RefSeq, a predicted model, not a curated record
CGUGUCCAGCGAGGAACAAUUAUUUUGGCGAUGCAUGCUUCUUUGAGUGCUUCGAGAAGCAAAUGUUGGGGUUUACGACAGGCGGGAUGACACGGCUACGACCUUGGAUUUAAGGUUCUUACGUAGCUUGGCAGAUUGCCGAGGUCUAGCGUGGAACGCGUCAACGCGUCUCCGUGUCGCAUGCAAGUCGCGACGAGGCUAUUUUGAGAUUUCAAUGAACCUAGGUAGAUGCUAAGAAUUGAGAUAGACAUUCCAAAUUCGCAAAAUCCAACAAUGCUUGCAAUUGAAAAGAAAACCAAAGGCCAUGAGGGCAAAUGCACACCCAAUGUGCUGCCAUGCCGGAUAAAUCACAAUGGACCCGUCGACGCCUCCAAAAGGUACUGGAAUCCGACUCAGACUGCUGAUGAUAAAACUUCAGCGUACUUCAGAGGACGGAAGUUAUACGGCAAGAAAGUCACCGUCCCAGAAGGGUACCGAGGAGUUGUGCUUUCUACCACUGAUCGGAUACUCCCAAAACCCGCAGCAGAAACAAACGAAGAUGAGGAGGAUGCGGAGGAAGAGCCGGAGGUCAAAAUUAUGGAGGAACAGUCGGACUUUGAUGAGAUAAUGGUCUGGGGACAUGAGUCUGUACCGGAAAAUGCGGCGGAUCCUUAUGUGAAGGGAAUGGAUGAGUGGAUUGCGUUCUCGCAACAGAUUCACUCGUACAAGCCAGCCGAUUCUAGUACGGCGUAAUUUUUCAGGGUGCAUUGUUUGGCGUUGGGAGAUACCAGGCUGAAUGGAAUGUCAAUCAUUUUCGGACUUUAAUCUCGGAGAAAGCUCCUGCUUGAUGCUCUCUUCCUCUGCUUGACAUUUCCGUCUAC